This is a messenger RNA of Didymosphaeria variabile, 462 nucleotides long. RefSeq lists its product as uncharacterized. Lineage: Eukaryota; Fungi; Ascomycota; Dothideomycetes; Pleosporales; Didymosphaeriaceae. The transcript is spliced from 2 exons. The record is from RefSeq and is a predicted model, not a curated record. The coding region runs from base 1 to 462 and encodes 153 amino acids.
AUGUCCGGGUCGAGCACUGGUGAGGGCCUUGGAAAUGCUAUCAAGAAGGGCGUCGGGAGAAUCCACGGUACCGGAGAAGCUAUCCGCGGAAAUUUCAAUGCGGCAGUAGACUCAGCUACCGGCGACCGUGAGUCUGCACAGCGCCAACAGAACAUCGCUUCCCGCGGCGUGGAAGAGUUCGAGACAGGCCACUAUCAUGGAACCGGAGCUGGCGUUACGCCUGUAGACACCGAUCGGGAGCGUAUCAACCGGGCGGCACAAGGCGAGUCCGCAACUGUCGGUUCGACGAAUAACGGCCCGCACGGCACGAACGUUGGCAACAAGCUUGACCCGCGCUUUGAUUCAGACCUCGAUAAUCGCGGCAUGACCACCGGCAGCACAAACGUAGGACCUCACUCGGCACAUGUUGGAAACGGGGCUGAUCCCCGUAUUGAAGAUGGUGGGAUUGGAUUGAGGAAAUAG